Pyrus x bretschneideri (Chinese white pear) is the source of this 3440-nucleotide messenger RNA. Its product is annotated as IQ domain-containing protein IQM4. Gene Ontology annotation, molecular function: protein binding. The record is from RefSeq and is a predicted model, not a curated record. The coding region runs from base 2027 to 3232 and encodes 401 amino acids. The transcript is spliced from 7 exons. NCBI's taxonomy places the organism in Eukaryota, Viridiplantae, Streptophyta, Magnoliopsida, Rosales, Rosaceae.
GACAUAUGCUUGGUGUAUAAAAAGCGACAUCUGCUAUUUUUCGUUGGAAAGUGAGAGAGUUAAUGUCUUUUCACAUCUGCUAGCUUGAGUUGGGAAGAGAGAAAGUUAAUCUCUCCAAAAGAACCAUUGGUUGAAGAAAAGUGGUUAAUAACUUGAUAAUAUCUUCAACCGUGUGGUUGAAGAAGAGACUGGGUCAUUGGCACCUCUGGCAGAGAGGCUCCGGAAGUGGCGAGCCACCAGAUAUUGGAGUUGUGGACCUUGGUAUUGCAGUUCCAACACGAUAUCACUUGGUCUGAUUUGCAGAAGAUCCUAGUGGAAAGUCGGCAAAGCUCGCAGAUCUUCAUCUCUCUCUUGAUUGCAAAGGAUGGAGAGUUGGCCUUCAGACGUUGUGGAAGACGACCUCAACGAGGGUCAUCUUAUGGCUCCCACAUGUGCUUGACAAAAAAAAAAUGUACUUGGACCCGUGGAACAGGCUCGAAUCGGCCUGUUUGAAAUAGGCCGGGUUAGGUUUGAUUCCGAAUUUAGAAAUCUCUGAACUCGACUCGGCCCACCUGUUUCAUUUUGAACUAGUUCCAGUUUGAUUCCUUCAAAUUUGGGCUCGGCCCAACCCGUGCCCAUCCCUAUGUCGUGCGUGAUUUGUAUUGGAUAGAAAACUUAACAGAGUUAAGGUAAGAUAACAAAUUAAUGAUUUUAGAAAGUUGGUAUGACAAAUUGCUUAAAAUUUUAGUUUAUAUGACAAAUUGAAAAUUGUGUACAAGUUCAUAUGACAUUUCAAAAUUUUCCCUUUUAUAAAAAAGAAAUGUUAUUAACAUCUAAAAAAUCUCACUCUGCACUCCUAUUACAAAGAUGUUUUAUUUUUAGUCUCUUGAAAUUUAUAAAAUAAUAUUUUGAGGAAAAUCUAAUAAAAAAGAAUAUGAUGGGAGAAUAUAUUGGAGAAUAAGCUGAAUACUUGGGAAAUAUGUUGGACAACUAGUGAAUAAUUGUGUCAGUUUAGAAAGGAAAAAAAACGAAAAAUCCACCAAAAAAAUAAUAAAGAAAACGAAAAAUCAGCAAAAGAAAACACUCCAAAAGACGCAGUCUUCUUCAAGACUUCAUCAUCUUUUCAAAGUGCUCUGCAACUAAAACUUCCAGAUUUUAACUGAAAAAAUUCCAGAUUCUGACAACUUUUAAACAAACAAAAAAAGCCUAAUCAAACGUCUUAGGCACGCCUCAGUCGCCUUGGCGUGCCUCGACCACGUCUAGGCAAGUUUUCACCUACUCCCACUAGGCAAAGGCAGUUAACCUCGUCUCGCCUUUGAAGUCACACAGGCACACCUCAAGGCGGGUUUUUAAAACACUGAUUGGGGUUGUAGAUUAUAUAUUCUAUAAAAAGGGACUUAAAUUAUCAUGGAAAGUUUGGAUGUUGACCUUGCAGUCUCACAACCAAUUUCUCAAAGGGUUUAGAUUAUAUAUUCUGAUUAUCAAAAGUUGUUUCGUCAUGUCGCGUUUGGCAGAAUUAAAGUGUUCUUGGAUUCUUUCCACGUGCUGCCCAAAGUCAAUCAGUCAAGCUCAAGACGAGUGAACCAAGUUAUAAACGCGUAAACAAUAUAAUUAUCAAUCAUGCAAUCGACAUAAUUUGACUGGUAAAUCUUGUCCAAUUUCUUCGAUAUUUCUCUUCAACUUCCUUGAAGCCAGUGGUCAAUGGAGCGGGGAUUCUGAAGCUAUGUGGUCCAUUAUGCUUGAUGGGUUGUAGUUGAUUCAAGUGUUUCUGUGAUGCCUUAUUUUGACAAGGGAAUAUUUUAAAUUGCUCUAAUCUUAAGGGCAGGAGGAUUCGAACCUGAAUGCAAGGAGACGGGGAUUUAGUCUACUGAUCAAUUGUCCUAAUUCACGUCUACGUGUUGCCUUGAUACCUAGCAAGCAUGAACUGAAAUGUGUGGUGCUGGACUGAUAAGAGCAGGUUCAAUCAUUAUUGAGUCACAGGCCAAAAUGCUUCAAUGAUUGCAAAAGUUAUGGAUUGAGAUACUGAAGACACAACCUUUUUGAUUGAAUGGGCAUCACAGAAACAGUUAUGGCGAAUUCCACGAGCUUUGAAAGAAAAGAAGGAAGAGACCAUUCAGAAACUAAUAGCAGCUCCAAUGGCUCUGAUAAAGUUUACAUAGAAAGGUCAACAAACUUCAAAAAUUGGGUAUCCACAGAACCGAAAAUUGAAGCAUCUGAUUCAAUAUUUGAGAGUCCUGAUUUAACCUCUUCGAUCGGUAGAAAUGGUGAAGUAGUGCAGAUAAACAAGCCUACAAUUUUGUUUCUUGAGCGCAAUGCGGCGGCUACUAAGAUUCAGAAAGUUUACAGGACGUACAGGACUAGACGUACCAAUGCUGCGGCAACUAGGAUUCAGAAGGUUUAUAAGAGUUACAGGACUAGACGAAACUUUGCAGAUUGCGCUGUUGUAGUUGAGGAACUAUGGUUGAAGGCCUUGGACCUCGGAGCACGGAAACGAAGCUCAGAGGCCUUGGACAUUGAGAAACACGAAACUAUUGAGUCACUGCGGGCACGAACUAGGGCAAGGGCUUCUAGCCAGGCUGACAAACUAGAGCUGCAGCACUGGCUUGAAUCCAUUGAUCCACGCCAUCGGUACGGGCACAAUUUAGAGUUCUACUACGGUGUCUGGUGUGAUUGCGACAGCAAGCAACCUUUCUUCUACUGGUUGGAUAUUGGUGAUGGUAAAAACAUAAAUCUCAGUAAGUGUCCGAGGACCGAUCUACAACGCCAGUGCAUCAGCAAUCUUGGACAACGUCAGCACAGCAGAUAUCUUGUACCAACUAUUUCAGCAGAGUGGACAUUUCUAGUCAUUGGCCUCUGCCUAGAGAUUUUGUCGAUUGCUUUUGAUCAGGCUGCCUCCCCAAGUAAGCCUCGAUAUGCACUAUUUGGUAUGACAUUGGCUAUUGCAGUUCUACUCAUUUGCAUAUGGGAGCUCAUUUACAAGGGUAAAAAGGAAGGAGUUGUGUUGCGGCGGUGGGGAAAGUUGUGGUGGUUUUAUUAUCCACGUUCCGCCCAGACUUUUGGAACUCUUCCGGACUUUUAUGGAUUAAUUGGUAGCACUUCGCAGUGUAUUUGCUCGGCGGUUCAAUAUGUUUGUUUCUCUCAUCAUGCUGACAAUCCCAUCAAAGUAUCCCUUUGGCCUGCCAUCUUUCUUGUAUGCUUGGGUGCAAAAAAAUUAGUCGAGAAACGAAAUGAGACCCAUGGACACAAAGAUUAGAUGACAAAGUCAAGUAGAUUAAGCAAGGACGACGUUGAUCAAAUCAGAAGUAUAUAUAUCAAAUUCAUCACUUGUGUAACAUGUUGUGUUAUUGAGCAAAUAAGGAUAGGUAACCUCAAGAAUAUCCAGACAGAAACAAGAAUUAAUAAGAAAUUUGUAUUUCUGUAUCAUUCUUUAACCUCCAAAUGCACAUGGCUUCUUUGUUUUA